AUGGAGUUGGAGAUAUAUACCGUCACCAAUAGUCAAGAGCUGCGAAGCGUUGCGCUACCAACCUGGCUUGGUGGCUUGGUGCAGAUGAGUGAACCAGUCUUCGAGUGUGACUUGACUGAAACGGAACGUGGUUUGGCAUCGAGUAGUGGCUGUCCCUUAGAUUUUCCGAAGAGUGUCCCAUUAGUGCUGCUGCUAACUGCAUUUGUGCUCUGCUUACACGGCCAAGCGGAUGCCGCUAAAAUAACAACAACAAAGGCAGCCAACACAAGCAUGAGUCACACAAAUUCGAGUAAUGCGGAACCAAUUAGUGCUACUGAGAAGCCAACAGUGCCAUCAACAGUUGCUGUAUUGCCAGCUGGUGCAAUAACUGAGGCAAAAUCAGCACAUGAAAGGGACACAGAAGUCGAUAGCAGUGAUAAUGACGAUGACGAUGAUGAUGACAACGACGAUGAUGCAGAUGAGCAGGUGGAUGCUUCUAAGCCUUCGAAAAGUGCAACAGCGUUAACGCCAGCUGAGAAAGAUGACGACACAACCUCAACGUUCAGCGUUUGGGGAAUGGUGCGAAAUGUAUGGAAUUGGAUAAAAGACGAUUUGAGUGAAAGCCUCUUUGGUGAUGAGAAUGCUGAGGCAGCAGCUGCGACAAAAGCAUUGGUACGGCAAGUGCGCGAUGUCUCCGAUGCAGCAAAGGCGGCAGUAGAGAGUCGUACUUUUGGAAAAAUUCGGCGCCUACAAAUGGCUCUUAUUCCAUUAAUUUUCAAAUUUGGUGUACUCACCGCCAUGGUUGCUUUCCUCAUAAUGCUCGGCAUGAAAACACUAUUUCUGGUCAAAUUGCUUGUACUGAUGAAUGCUGCUGCCAUACUUGCGAAAUUCAUCACGUUGAAAUCAAACUUUGUAAGUCAUGAACACUCCGCACCCACAUGGAACUAUCAGUCUUGGACGCCACAUGCAUCAGGUGGGUGGGCUGCCUCAGCGCCAGCGGCUACAUAUUCACAUGCGCAGGAACAUCAGCCAACAAAAGAAAUACACUUGCACAUACAUGGUGGACAAGUACAGGGUUAUGGUGCUGGUGGGCAAGGUAGUGUGAGUGGUGGACAUGGCUGGGAGAGUCGCAGUGAUCCUUAUGGUACAUAUGCACCUACGCACGAGAGUGAAGCAGAUAACGAACUUAACAAUAGGGGUCCCAUGUUACCAUCCAGAUAUCCCACAAAUCAGCUCUACUAG
Anastrepha obliqua is the source of this 1221-nucleotide messenger RNA. RefSeq lists its product as uncharacterized. The record is from RefSeq and is a predicted model, not a curated record. The coding region runs from base 1 to 1221 and encodes 406 amino acids. The transcript has 4 exons. Lineage: Eukaryota; Metazoa; Arthropoda; Insecta; Diptera; Tephritidae.